Molecule: messenger RNA, 642 nt
Organism: Fomitiporia mediterranea MF3/22
Lineage: Eukaryota; Fungi; Basidiomycota; Agaricomycetes; Hymenochaetales; Hymenochaetaceae
Exons: 5
Biological process (GO): adenylate cyclase-activating G protein-coupled receptor signaling pathway
Cellular component (GO): plasma membrane
Molecular function (GO): G protein-coupled receptor activity
Source: RefSeq, a predicted model, not a curated record
CUUAUCCAGAUCGGAGACUUUGCGGGAGCCUAUUUCACAGCUGUCAUUGCCAUGCACACUUUCUCAUCCUUAGUCCUACACAAACGUUAUUCUGCCUGGUGGGUUGUCUUCGGGGUAGCUCUCGGCUGGGGGAGCGCAGUUGCUUUGGGCACCGCUUUGUCGACAAUCAGCACUUCCAAGCAUGGUCCUUUCUUCAAUCAGGUUGGCAUGUGGUGCGCGAUCUCUAGCGGAUACACUGUAGAACAGUUUGUUGCUUAUUAUCUUCCGAUUGUAAUUUCGGCGUUCGUUACUUCUGCUUUAUAUGCAAUUAUCUAUCUUUGUCUUCGUGGAACGCUCGUUAUCGGUGAUGGCAUCAAGUUAAAUCUAUCUCCCGAGAAUGUACAGGGAUGGGUCGCUCGUCUGAAUGGGCGAGAGGAGUACAGGCAUUUCCUCGGUGCGAUCAUCAGGAGUCUCCUGUGGUUCCCAUUUGCUUUUGUCGUUCUUUUCCUUCCUAUUACUAUUGCAGGUCUCAUGCGGAUAUCUGGUAUCGGUAAUUCUGAUGGGCUCCUGGCACUUGCUGGAGUCGCUGCGUCUCUUAACGGACUCGCGAACGUUCUGAUUUUAGUAAAUACGAUUAGGGUGCUUCGCCCAGCGAUUAACUCG